This is a messenger RNA of Callorhinchus milii (elephant shark), 3754 nucleotides long. Its product is annotated as KH domain-containing, RNA-binding, signal transduction-associated protein 1. The record is from RefSeq and is a predicted model, not a curated record. The coding region runs from base 74 to 1132 and encodes 352 amino acids. The transcript has 9 exons. Gene Ontology annotation, molecular function: mRNA binding; poly(A) binding. Lineage: Eukaryota; Metazoa; Chordata; Chondrichthyes; Chimaeriformes; Callorhinchidae. Gene Ontology annotation, biological process: regulation of alternative mRNA splicing, via spliceosome. Gene Ontology annotation, cellular component: nucleus.
UUGGCGGCCAGAGGAAGCAGAGGCGCAGCGCGCGGAGCUCAGCACCACCUCCAUCCCCGCAAGCGAUCACGCAAUGGCGACGGAGAACAAGUACCUGCCCGAGCUGAUGGCCGAGAGGGACAGCCUGGACCCGUCCUUCGUGCACGCCACCCGGCUGCUGACCGCAGAAAUUGAGAAAGUUCAAAAAGGCGAGAAGAAAGAUGAGGAAAAGAGGUUCCUUGACAUCCUGACACAGAAAAAUAUCAAGCUUUCUGAACGAUGUCUGAUACCAGUUGCGCAGUUCCCAAAGUUCAACUUUGUAGGAAAACUGCUUGGGCCUAGAGGAAACUCAUUAAAACGGUUACAAGAAGAAACUGGCACAAAAAUGUCUAUCCUUGGAAAAGGCUCAAUGAGGGAUAAGGCCAAGGAAGAUGAACUGCGUAAAGGAGGAGAGGCGAAGUAUGCACACUUAAGCGCUGAACUCCACGUUCUUGUCGAAGUAUUUGCACCCCCAACUGAGGCAUAUUCUCGAAUGUAUCAUGCUAUGGAAGAACUUAAAAAAUUUCUUAUUCCUGACUACAAUGAUGAAAUAAGACAGGAACAAUUAACAGAGUUGGCGUACUUAAAUGGUGGGCAAGACCCUUCCCGUGGCAGAGGGGUACGUGGGCGUGGAGCUCCACCAGUACCUAUUGCAAGGGGACGUGGUGCUGCACCGCCACCACCUACCCCACAGUACGGGCCACGAGGUGCCAUGACACGUGGCACGGUGGUGAGAGGAGUGCCUGGAGGCCGGAGGGAAGUACCACCGGGUGGUCGCGGUGCAGUCCCACCACAAAGGGGUGCUCCAACUACACGUGCUCGGGGAGCACCUACUGCAUACAGGCAGCCGCUGCACGCUCCCCCUACUCAGGAGACCUACGAUGAAUAUGUCUAUGAUGAUGGAUAUGCAGAACAGAAUUACGACAGUUAUGAAAACUAUUAUGAGCAAUCUCAAGGUGAUGCCGAGUAUUUUGACUAUGGACACGGAGAGGCCCAGGAAACGUAUGAGGAUUAUGGACAAGAUGAGUGGAAUGCGGGCAGAGCAAGCAUGAAGGCACCUCCAGCAAGGCCACUCAAGGGAAUGUACAGAGAACACCCCUAUGGUAGAUAUUAAGGCAGCCCUCUGACCACGUGUGCGUCCUUAUUUCCUUCAAUCUUCUGUGGUCACCAUCUUGUAAACAACUGUGAGACAAGUAAUAGUCCAUUUGUUUUCUACUCUAUGGACAUUUUUUUGGGCAGACUGGUUUAUGUACGUGUUUAAAUGAUAUUAAAACCAUGGUAGUGCAACUCUGGCAUGAUAUGUUUCAAUAAAUUAGAGGACAGCGAUUUCAGAUAAGACCAUAUGAUUAGAAUGCUUUGUCGUUUUUAUACUGUUGGCACAUCUUGUCAAUAUUCAUGUACGUGUAAAAGAUGGCUUUUAUUUGAAGUUUGGAUUUCAUUCUGCUGUGUAGGUAUUUUUAGACUUGUUUACCAUGAGUUACUUUGUUAAGUUGAUUCAGUUCGGACAAUGUUUAAAUGAUCUUUGAAGUUGCAGAAUCCCAUUGGAUUACAUGAGCUGCAUUUCAAAUCUGUCAAAUUGAAUCUUCACCACAUUCCAUUCACCCUUGGCCUCUUUAAAGAAUUGUCAUUUUUAUUCAAAACAAAUUGCUUUACAGCCAUUUUUGCUACUACCUAUAAAUUUACCGUUUUGGACAAGAUGUAAAUCUUGACGUUUUUAACCCUUUUUGGACCAAGUUUGAGAGUCAAGUGAGGUACUUAAAAAAAUAAAUAAAAAACGGGAGCAGAGGUUCAGGAUUUUUAUAAAGGGAUGUUGUGUACAUUUGAUUUUGACCGUUUUGAACGACCCCUUCGAGGUUGAUAUAGUGGAGAUGCAAUAAAUAUGUUCCUACAGACUACUUGCCAGUGAAUAUUUCAGUUAUUGCAUAGAUGCGCAUUAUUUCAAAGUUACUUUUGCAACAGUUGCUAGUCACUUGCAGCAUGUGAAUUUGUGUUGGCAAGGUUUUGGUAGGUCCUGCCUGUGAGGUUGGGGAGGGGGUCACCAGCUCAGGUGCAUAUCCUUGACUGUUCAGCGCCUUGGGACUCCUUCCUGCCAUGAAAGGCGCUGCAUAAAUGCAAGUCGUAGCUGUGAUGCUUCCUGUUUAAUCCACCAAAAGGAACAGUACUGCAGCCUGCAUCACAAUUCAACAACAAAUUGCGUUUGUAUAGCGCCGUUCAUGGUGGGAGGGCGCCACAAGGAUCAGCACAAGAAAUAGACACAGCAGAUAAAUAAUUAGCCACAGUUAAUUUGUAAUCUUACAAUUAUAAUAGAGCACAUCAAUUGGACAUUGGAGUGGGGUUUUGCUUGGAAAAGGCCUUAACUUGUUAUUUAUUCUGGAAACAUACCAUUGCUAGAUCAAAACUGCCACUGUAUUUUGAUGAAUUGCACAAAGCUAAUUAUUGAAGUGAAACUUCAUUUUUUUUACAUCUAUGUAACGUGCACUUUUUUGUGUGGUUGAAUUUUUUUUCGAAACCACAGUGCAUUUGUAAUGUUCAAGCUCAUUAGUAGCAAAUCACUGGCCACAGGGAUGCUUGAAACUUAGACUUUAGGUGUUUCCUCUAGGUUGUUUUUGAUUCUGUUUGAAUUGUUUAGAUAGAUGGUGAGCAGUUUCAGUAUUGAAUAAGGCUGUGUGUGAUCCUGUUGGUAAUUGUACAUCUGUUCUGAUGUCUUUAGAGAAGUCGCAGUGCAGUGUCACAGGAUGAUUUUUAAGACAGAUGCGUGGAAAUGAAUGUGUUUGGUUUAUUCUCUGGCUUCUCUUGAGCAGUUUCAGUACGUUAGAAAGCAGUAUUGUUGUGCUUUCAGGCACAAUGUGAUAUGUUGAUGUACCAACCUACAAUGAUGUAAAGAAUGGUACUAUUGUUUCUUAAACAUAGAAUUUUAAGGCUGGGGCAAAAGUCCUUUUUACGUUGAAGGCUAAACUUUCAAAAAAUGAGACUAUUGGUCUAUAAUAUUGCAGCAAUCGAUAUCAUGAGACUUCUCUAAUGAAAUUCUUAUAAAUCAAAUGAUGGCACUGUUGUAGCUUUGAACUUUGAAUCUCUUGGUAGUAAAUUGCUUCUUUUUGUAAUCUGAUUGGCUAGCUGGAUAACGCAGCUAACUGAGCUACUCCAUAAGCAUUAGUAAUUGGGAGAGCCUUUGCCUUUAUUUCAUUAAACAUUUGAGGUUCCAGGAAGAAGGGGCUGGCAGAUGUGUGAGGCAGUUGGUCUUGUUGAAAAGUGCCGGGAAAUUCUUUAGAACAGUCCUGCUUUUAGAAGGUUGUUUGUGCCAGGAUACGUGAUCGCCCAGGGCCACAAAAUGAAAUUGUAAAAAGUUAACAUAUUAUCUUCCAUUUUCACGCCCCUGCUUUCCACUUUCUUUUCUCCCUCAAUUUUGCAGUUCUGACAAUUCUCGAAAGGGUCUGUAUGCUAAUGUAAAAAGGGACACUGCAGCUAAAACGAGUUCAUGUAUGUAGUUAAAACAUAUAACCUGAAUUGUCUGUUGUCCUUGAAAUCUGUGCCUGGACAUAAAUAUGCAUAACACUCCUUGUGUGAGCUUGCCUAAAUAGGUAGCUAAACAUUUGUCAAACACGUUUGCAGCAGUUUGUCAAUAAAGUUUAAUUCUUUUUGUAUAGAACUAAACUGAAUUCCCUCUUACUUUUCCUUAGAAAUAAACGCUUUUCUUUUCCUGCAGUACAAUAAACAUUUUCAUUAUAUAAACCUAAAA